AUGGGACGGGAUCCAAGCAGAAGCUCUGCUCCCCGGUCGAGAGUCUUCUUCGUGGAAGAGAUUGUCCGGGCCAUGACUUUUCUAAUAAACCAAGGCGAGGCGAUGUACUGGGGGACGUCUCGGUGGAGAGCAGUGGAGAUCAUGGAGGCAUACUCCAUCGCACGGCAGUUCAACCUGAUCCCACCUGUCUGUGAGCAGUCCCAGUAUCACCUCUUCAAUCGAGACACGGUGGAGGCACAUCUCCCCGAGCUUUACUACAAGAUUGGUCUCGGCACAGUCACCUACUCCCCGCUGGCUUGUGGCUUGAUCACUGGAAAGUAUGAAGACUGCAUUCCGGAAUAUUCCAGGGCCUCACUGCAGGGCUACGAGUGGCUGAAGGACAAGAUCGCCAGCAAGGAAGGCCAAUCACAGCAGUGCAAGCUCAAGGAAUUGCAGCCGAUCGCAGACAGUCUGUCCUGCACCCUGCCUCAGCUGGCGAUCGCGUGGUGCCUAAGGAACGAAUCGGUCAGCUCGGUCCUCCUGGGCGUGUCGGGCGUGGUCCAGCUGCGCGAGAACCUCGGUGCCGUUCGGAUUCUCAGUCAACUGACUCCGCAAAUUGUCGCCCAGGUGGAUGCCAUUUUGGGAAACAAGCCCACUGAGAGAUGGGACUUGAAGUCUUAGAGGAGACAUGGUCCGGGG
This is a messenger RNA of Hypanus sabinus (Atlantic stingray), 678 nucleotides long. RefSeq names its product voltage-gated potassium channel subunit beta-3-like. Gene Ontology annotation, cellular component: voltage-gated potassium channel complex; membrane. The record is from RefSeq and is a predicted model, not a curated record. Gene Ontology annotation, molecular function: voltage-gated potassium channel activity; transmembrane transporter binding; potassium channel regulator activity. The transcript has 8 exons. Gene Ontology annotation, biological process: regulation of potassium ion transmembrane transport; potassium ion transport. The coding region runs from base 1 to 660 and encodes 219 amino acids. NCBI's taxonomy places the organism in Eukaryota, Metazoa, Chordata, Chondrichthyes, Myliobatiformes, Dasyatidae.